Mycena indigotica is the source of this 2514-nucleotide messenger RNA. RefSeq lists its product as uncharacterized. Bases 1 to 2514 code for a protein of 837 amino acids. NCBI's taxonomy places the organism in Eukaryota, Fungi, Basidiomycota, Agaricomycetes, Agaricales, Mycenaceae. The record is from RefSeq and is a predicted model, not a curated record. The transcript is spliced from 4 exons.
AUGGAAGACGAUCCCAACAAGACCCCACCUCGGCGGCCCGUCUCACUUCCAACUCAUCUUGCGAGUUCCACUGGUCCACACAGUACACCUUUCAGGCGCAACCCAUACACGAACAUCCAGUUCGCUUCAAAGACGGAGCUCACCAAAAAGAAACGUAACCCAGUGAUGCCAUUAUGGAGGCAACAUGUCAGUGCAGGCUUCACUCGCGUCGUUGAAGUGCGAGAAUUCUUGAAUGUUCAUAUGAAUGGUGGUCUACCGGGAAUAGAGCCGACCGAGGAUGAUAUAUCCACGAUGGAGACGAACGGAAACUCUGCGCAUCAAAAGCUGGUGCAGGCGGUCCGCCGAAACGGCCAUGAAUCUCGUCUGUACAAGCCUCUGGCAAACUAUCUCAAUGCUUUGUUUCAACAUUUCGACGCUGAGGAACGUCCAUACUUUGCAGACACCCACUCAACGGUCUUCCAGCCCCUCCACCCAACCGACCACGAUUCGAUGCCAGACAUCGCUCACUCUCUGCACGGAGACGAACCCGAUAAAUGGCGCUGGCUGGAGACGCCUGGUGUCGUGGAAGCCAAACCAAAGCUCGGCGACAUGUUUGACCCAAACAACAAAGCGGUCGGAAAGUCCGAGGAGGCUCGCAACAGUCUACUUCAACUGCUACACAACACCCGGCGAAUUAUGAUGGCUCGUCGGUCCUGUUAUACCUUCGUGGUCGCUGUCUUUGACAAGCACGCUCGAUUCUUCCGAGUGGAUCGUUGCGGAUUUGUCGUGUCUGAAAAGUUUGAUUGGACGAAGGAAACACGGCUCUUCCCGGAAUUCUACUGGCGCCUCUACAAGGCCGGUGGCAAAGGCGUCAUCCUAGGCGACGACUCGACCGUUACGAUCCCCACAAAAGAAGAGCUGUUGAAGAUGAGUGACGUGCUCAAAACCCUCACUGGCGAAAACUCAGAGCUCCAACCGACGCGAGAGACUCGGCCGGCCAACAAGCAGUCUGUUGUCCAUCCUGACCUGGUCGACAGUCGUUGGAUUAACGUCAUGAUCGACAACCAAGUUCGUCGAUGCCUUACUGUUGGGCUCCCGAUUCAUCAGUCAACGGGCAUGUUCUCGCGUGGCACACGUGUUGAUCGCGUACUGUUGGAAAAUGACCCACACCCGAAAUUCUAUGUCCUCAAGGACUCGUGGCUGCAAGCAUGUCGUUACCCCGAAUAUGUCUUCUACGAAAUUAUUCAAAACUAUGUCAAAACGGCGCCUAACUUGGACGCGAUGUCGCAAGGGCUGACGACUUGCGUAGGCAAAUAUGAUCUUGGCCGUGCUGAUAAGUAUGCGGACGCGGGUCACUGCACCAUAACCGCGCGACUACGGGACGAUGGCCUCGCUGGUCAAGAGCGUCUUCAUCAGCGGACGCUCACUUCCGACGUUGGACAGCACCUUGAUGAACUGAAGUCGAUGCAGCAUGUUAUACUCGCCCUCCGGGAUGCCGUUCGUGGUCACAAAGUUGCAUGUGACGCCGGUGUUAUACACCGCGACGUUAGCAUCGGGAAUAUCCUCAAAAGGCUUGAACCACUUCUCGCAGGGUUCCUGCAUGAUUUCGAUGUUAGUUGUCUCACGGAACAAGGUCUAGCAAUGGCAAAAAAGCUAUUUCCUAAGCUUGAGCACGGCGACAUGGACAAGAACCUUAAAGAGUUGACGGGAACUUACCCAUUCUUGGCCAUCGACCUCCUCGAAGCUCGUCGAAACCAUUUGCCCAUCCAGCACAAGAGCAAGCACGACCUCGAAUCUUUCUUUUGGAUUCUCAUUUGGAUCGUUUUCCGUCACACGAACCACUCUGAACCUAGUGGGGUUGCGGCCGCAAGUGAGCUUUUUGACGCGAUCGACGAUUAUACCGCGAGUGCUGUCAAGAUGCGCUUCUUGGAUGGUCGGAUAACAUAUCGAAAUAGGCUCGUCGUUCCGGAGAAUCAACCUCUUUCCUAUCUCAUCGACGCACUUGCCGCUCUCGUUCGAAACUCUACGGAUCUGAAGUAUGCAAACCCCACUAUUCCUCUCACCCAUGAAGCCUUCCUCUCCUGCCUGGAUUCCGCACUGGCAAAGCCCAAUUGGCCAGAAAAUGACCUGUUAGGCUUCAAACUUCCAUCCAUCGAGAAGAAGAAGGAGAACGAGCCUAGCUUUCCUGCUAUUGGUGUGCGUUGGGCGGUUUCGACUGACACUGGUCAUGCCCUUCCACUGGACGACGAUGAAGUCGUUGAGACUCCGGAGGACCCUUUCAGUGUUACGUCUACUGGCCGGAGUAGUUCUUCGAGGCCUGCCACUGGAGAUUCGUGGUUGAAGAGGAAGCGCGAGAAUGAACCCAUCCUCGGGGAUGGUCAGCUGUCUGACGAUGAAAACCAGGCAUUCAGGGCGAGGGAGGAGAAUCUUAAGAAGCGCCGCUUGGAGCUCGAAGCAGAGGAAAAGGCUCUAGAGGCUGCCAUACAAGCAGCCGUAGAAGCACGGAAAGCGCGGGUUUCGACCUCUGCGUCGUAG